UCCCUCUUUUGCCCUCACAGGAUGACUGAUCAACAGCCUCCUGACACAAAUCCUCCUGCACUGCGCAAGACACGCUUUGUAUGCAUCUCAGACACCCACAAUGCAGCUCCAGGCGGCGCGUUUCAGCUGCCUAAAGGCGACGUUCUGCUACAUUGCGGGGAUAUGACGAACCAAGGGUCUGAGAAAGAGCUGCAAAGGACGCUCAAAUGGAUCGAAGAAGCUGAUUUCGAGGCUAAAAUUGUUGUCGCCGGCAACCACGACAUCACCCUAGACACCGAUUUUUAUAAUCAGUAUGGCUCGCGCUUCCACAACCAAGAGCCGCAAGACCCUACCAAGUGCAUCCAACUUCUACAACAAUGUCCCUCGAUAAUAUGGCUAAAGCACGAAGCUGCCAUCAUUAACCUCUCGUCUCCUACCGGCCCCCAAACAACAUUUAAGAUAUUUGGUUCACCAUAUUCACCGGCAAAGGACAUGUGGGCGUUCGGAUACAGUGCAGAAGAAGCCGACAACCUUUGGGAUCGAAUUCCACUAGACUCCGACAUUGUUAUCACCCAUACACCGCCGAAAUACCAUUGCGACGAAAGAAAAGAUUGGAGAGCAGCAGGUUGCGAUGGGCUUAGAAAUGCUUUAUGGAGAGUCCGGCCUAAGCUAGCUGUUUGUGGCCAUGUUCAUGAGGGUAGAGGAUCCGAGAUUGUUCAAUGGGAUCUACAAGAUGCCAAUAUCAAGUACAAAGAAGCUAACGUGGAAACGUGGGAAGAUCCCGGCCACGGCAAUAAGAAGAUGUCUUUGGUAGAUUUAUCUUCAAGGAGGAAGCCAAUCGAAAAUGAUGGUUCCCGGGGCGAUUGGAACAAAAGCAAUCUAGAACCCUCGGGAAACCCACCUCAUUCCUUGACGGGGCUGUCUGAUGACCUGACCGAACUAUCAUCCGCAUCAAAAGACCCAAAACGUACCGCUGAGGUUGGAGUCUCAAAGAUCACCACAGGCUUGCUUGCAGUACCCCCACAACUUUUCUCAGCAGCUACACGAGGUCUAGGUGGUAUCCCUCCAUCACAACCUUGUGAUCUCGAGGCAUUAUCUGGCAGGAUGGGGCGCAAGGAGACUUGCAUCAUUAACGCUGCUAUCAUGGCAUCCAGUUGGCCUCAUGGUAUUGGUGGUGGGAAGAAGUUUAACAAACCAAUUGUUGUUGAUAUCGAUUUGCCAAUUUGUCAUACAUAG
Messenger RNA from Lachnellula hyalina, 1215 nucleotides. RefSeq names its product putative rhamnogalacturonate lyase C. The transcript has 2 exons. The record is from RefSeq and is a predicted model, not a curated record. Gene Ontology annotation, molecular function: hydrolase activity. The annotation marks the transcript as partial. NCBI's taxonomy places the organism in Eukaryota, Fungi, Ascomycota, Leotiomycetes, Helotiales, Lachnaceae.